Molecule: messenger RNA, 1114 nt
Organism: Blepharisma stoltei
Lineage: Eukaryota; Ciliophora; Heterotrichea; Heterotrichida; Blepharismidae
Source: the annotation of a GenBank genome assembly
AUGAACACUGACUGACUUGAAGAAGAAGGAAUUUCAUCCUAUGGAACUCUCCCACCACAAAAUGCUGAAGAAAAAGCUUCAUCUCCUAAGUCCCCCCCCCCCCCCUCCGUGAGCGAACAAAAAAAUUUUGUUCGCUCACGGAGGGGGGUUAAUUUUUUUUUUUAAAAAAAAAUUUAUAUAUAAAUUUUAUAAAAAAUAUUUUUUUCGAAAUUUAAAAAAAUCCUAAUUUGCAAAAAUUGGGAAAGCAAAAAUAUUAAUUUAAUUUGCAAAAUUUAUGUUUUAAAACGCAAUUUGUUUAAAAUUAAACAGAAUUAGCUCUAGAUUUCAUUAUACUAAUUAUCACUUAUAUAUCAAAAUUUUUUUCCAUUAAAAUUUUUUCUAUUAAAAAAAUUUUUGUUCACUCACGGAGGGUGGGUUUUUGGUCAAAAAAUGGCGAUUUUUCUAAUGGUUUUGUUCGCUCACGGAGGGGGGGGGGGGAGUAAGAAAAAUCCCAGAGCUUGAAACCUUAACCAUAAAAUCUGAACUCAGCAAGCACAAAAUAUGAGAAUUAGCUUACUAUCAGCCUUAUUUCGACGUCGACACCCAAACUGUAUUUUCUCGGCUGAAAAGCACAGUAAACAUGAUAAGUGACGGGAGUUUCUUCGAAAAUAAGCAGCCAGAUAUGUACGUACCUUUUUGGACGGCCACAACCUUAAUAUUCCUAUUCGCCGCAAUUAGCGCUAAUUCAGUUUCAGACACUGCGGUCUCACAGUCUGCAGGUGCAAAAUUGGUAUCAAUAGCCUCCUUUAUGUACUCAGUGGCCUUUUUAAUCCCAUCAAUUGGGUAUUGCUAUGCAAGUCACGAAGGGAGUUCAGUUAGUAUGAUAGAACUGGUAGCUUUAUACGGGUACUCACUUAUCCCUUUCUUAUUUGCAGGAAUUAUUUGCAUCUUUUCUCAUUAUAUCGUCAGAUGGUGUGCUAUGAUAUUUGGCUGUGCAUGGGCAAGCUAUUUUUUCUAUAAGUGAAUUCCUAUACAAAAUGAUGCUGUUUUAGAGAGCAAAAAGUAUGCGAUAUGUGGAUUGGCCUCUCUAGGGCAUAUACUAUUAGUAAUAUUAGCUAAUACUUAUUUCUUUUAA